GGCGGCUGAGCGCCUGGCCACCGAGCCCGGCGGGGAGAGAGGCAGGAACGCAGAGCCGAGCCGAGGAAAGGCGGGGGGGGGGCGCUGUCCCGUCGUGCCCCGGCGGCCAUGAGGAGGAGGCGAACGGCGGCCCCGCGCUCUGCCCCGGGCGGGCGGCGGCGGCGGUGCUGAACGGCGGGGACGGCGCUGCGGGGCUCGGCGUCCAGCCGCGGGGGGAUGCUUGUCUUUGCUUCCAUGUUGGAGCUGAGCUGGGGGAGUUUGAUAGCCCUCAGGAGCUGCUGCCUUUCCUCAGAGCUUGAGCUAGACCCCAAGCAAAGCAAUGAGGAGAUUUGUCUACUGCAAGGUGGUUCUGGCCACUUCUCUCAUGUGGGUGCUGGUGGAUGUCUUUUUGCUUCUCUACUUCAGUGAGUGCAAUAAAUGUGAUGACAAGAAGGAGAGGUCUCUGCUGCCUGCUCUGAGGGCUGUUAUUUCUCGUAACCAAGAUGGGCCUGGAGAGAUGGGCAAGGCUGUGCUCAUUCCAAAGGAUGAGCAGGAGAAGAUGAAGGAGCUGUUCAAGAUCAACCAGUUUAACCUGAUGGCCAGUGACCUGAUUGCCCUGAACAGAAGCUUGCCCGACGUGAGGUUGGAUGGGUGCAAGACCAAAGUGUACCCUGAUGAGCUGCCCAACACCAGCGUGGUCAUCGUGUUCCACAACGAGGCCUGGAGCACCCUGCUGCGCACCGUCUACAGCGUCAUCAACCGCUCCCCGCACCGCCUGCUCUCCGAAAUCAUCCUGGUGGAUGAUGCCAGCGAGAGAGAGUUUUUGAAGGCCUCCUUAGAGAGCUAUGUGAAGAACCUGGAGGUGUCCAUCAAGAUCAUCCGGAUGGAGCAGCGGUCGGGGCUGAUCCGGGCGCGGCUGCGGGGGGCCGCCGCCUCCCGGGGCCAGGUGAUCACCUUCCUGGAUGCCCACUGCGAGUGCACCCUGGGCUGGCUGGAGCCGCUGCUGGCCCGCAUCAAGGAGGACAGGAAAACUGUUGUCUGCCCCAUCAUUGAUGUGAUCAGUGAUGACACCUUCGAGUACAUGGCUGGCUCUGAUAUGACUUACGGAGGCUUCAACUGGAAACUCAACUUCCGCUGGUACCCUGUUCCCCAGAGAGAGAUGGACAGGAGGAAAGGAGACAGGACCUUGCCUGUCAGGACCCCAACUAUGGCUGGUGGCCUAUUUUCUAUUGACAGAAACUACUUUGAAGAGAUAGGAACUUACGAUGCAGGAAUGGAUAUCUGGGGUGGAGAGAAUCUUGAGAUGUCUUUUAGGAUCUGGCAGUGUGGUGGCUCCCUGGAGAUCGUCACCUGCUCCCACGUGGGGCACGUGUUCCGCAAGGCGACGCCGUACACCUUCCCGGGGGGCACGGGCCACGUCAUCAACAAGAACAACAGGAGGCUGGCAGAGGUCUGGAUGGAUGAGUUUAAGGACUUCUUCUAUAUAAUAUCCCCAGGUGUGGUGAAGGUGGACUAUGGUGAUGUGUCUGUCAGAAAGGCACUGAGAGAGAACCUGAAGUGCAAACCCUUCUCCUGGUACUUGGAAAACAUCUACCCAGACUCCCAGAUCCCGCGGCGCUACUACUCCCUCGGUGAGAUCAGGAACGUGGAGACCAACCAGUGCCUGGACAACAUGGGCCGCAAGGAGAACGAGAAAGUGGGCAUCUUCAACUGCCAUGGCAUGGGAGGCAACCAGGUGUUCUCCUACACCGCUGACAAGGAGAUCCGCACCGAUGACCUCUGCCUGGACGUCUCGCGGCUCAACGGCCCGGUGGUCAUGCUGAAGUGCCACCACAUGAGGGGCAACCAGCUCUGGGAGUAUGAUGCUGAGAAGCUCACCCUGAGGCAUGUCAACAGCAACCAGUGCCUGGAUGAGCCCUCAGAGGAGGACAAGAUGGUGCCCAGCAUGCGGGAGUGCGCCGAGAGCCGCUCCCAGCAGUGGCUGCUGCGCAACAUGACCCUGGGCGCCUGAGCCUGCUGCAGGCCUGCUCUGCCUUGGCUGGAAUCUGCUCCUCCUCCUCCUGCUCAUCCCCUCCUCCUUCCUGAGGCCAGUGGUGCUGAAAGCCCUCUCCAAACCCCAGCUGUGGGAGCAAGGUCGCUGGAUGGAGGUUUGCUGGGGCCGGUGGCUCUCCAACGCUCCUCUGAGCCUCUCAAGGUGUCCAAGCUCGGGGUGCUAGCAGCCCAGGUGUGCUCAGAAAUGGCUCCAGAGAAGCCUCUAUGAACCCUGCAUCCAAGAGGUGGGGAUGGAGGGCAUUUGAUGAGGGUCACCAUGGAGAAGUGACCCAAACCAACAUGCCUUAUGACCCUGGGAAGCAUCCUGGCAGGCGUCUCCUGAGCUGGCUGGGGUGCUGCUGGGCUCUCUGGGCAAGGUGGUGUGCAGAGCCUUGCUGGGUGUGCUCCUGGCACCUGGUGAAGCACCACACUGAGCAGCAAGGUCACCAGAGAGAGAGAGAGAGACAAAGCUUCAUGGGGAAGAAGAAUGGGAUCCAGUGUUUGGAAAGGCAGCAGAACUGAGCAAGGACUCAGAAACUGAGGCGAACUCAAAGGAGAAAGAGAGAUCCAGGAGCAGUGGUGAGGAGGAGG
Messenger RNA from Dryobates pubescens (Downy woodpecker), 2601 nucleotides. It is a transcript of the gene GALNT13, whose product is annotated as polypeptide N-acetylgalactosaminyltransferase 13. NCBI's taxonomy places the organism in Eukaryota, Metazoa, Chordata, Aves, Piciformes, Picidae. Bases 320 to 1990 code for a protein of 556 amino acids. The record is from RefSeq and is a predicted model, not a curated record. The transcript has 12 exons. Gene Ontology annotation, cellular component: Golgi apparatus.